CUUGAAAAAUGAAUUCCAGAAUCUUUCUUUCUGGAAACAUAAAUGCGGUGGAAAUAUAUUUGGUAUGUGACAGCUCAGAAAUUGCUAAGGUUACCCAAUUUCCACACGUUGUGUAGGGCGCUGUAAUUUCACGCGUUGAGCUGCGCGAGUAUAAAUAAAGGGGCUACGGGCGCUUUGUUAUACACAGCAGUACUGGUGUAGAUCACACGGUCAAAGCAAAGAGAGUAGGGUAGUUCAGGUCGACGAGAAAGAAGAAGAGUAGCUCAGGGCCGUAGGAGACGAUGCCGACCAUGAGAGGCUUUGAUCCGGUGCUUUCAGCGGCGUUGCUUGUCGGAGUCCUGAUCGCCUCCGCCCCUGCAGGCGUGCAGUCCAUCGGCGUGUGCUAUGGCAUCAUCGGCAGCAACCUCCCUUCGCCGCAGGACGUGGUGCAGCUCUACCGCUCCUUGGCGAUCUCGGGCAUGCGCGUCUACACCGUCGAGCCCCCCGCCCUGAACGCGCUCCGCAAUGCCGGCAUCGACCUCAUCCUCGGCACCACCAACAAUGACGUCGCCCACCUCGCCGCCAGCGCCGCCAACGCGGCCUUCUGGGUCCAAACCAACGUCAAGCCCUACUACCCUGACGUCAAAAUCAAGUACAUCGCCGUCGGCAACGAGCUCACGGGCGGGGCCACGCAAAGCAUCCCCGCCGCCAUGCGGAACCUGAACGACGCCUUGGGCGCCGUGGGUCUCAGCGCUGUCAAGGUUUCCACGGCGGUGAAGAUGGACGUGAUCGCCAACUCCUUCCCACCCUCCAGCGCCGUGUUCGCGCAGACCUACAUGACGGACGUGGCACAGAUCCUCGCAACCAUCGGCGCGCCGCUGCUCGCCAACGUGUACCCCUACUUCGCCUACCUGGGAAACCCCGGCAACAUCAGCCUUAGCUACGCGACGUUCCAGCCCGGCGCGCCGCCGCUGACGGAUAGCGGGAACAGGCUCGUUUACACGAACCUCUUCGACGCCAUGGUGGACGCCAUCUACGCCGCGCUGGAAAAAGCCGGGGCGCCGGGGGUGAGGGUGGUGGUGUCAGAGAGUGGGUGGCCGUCGGCAGGAGGGGUGGCGGCGACGAUGGAGAACGCAAGGGCGUACAACCAGGGACUGGUCGACCAUGUAGCGCACGGCACGCCGAAGAAGCCUGGCCCGAUCGAGGCGUAUCUGUUCGCCAUGUUCAACGAGAACCAGAAGACCGGGGAAGAGACAGAGAGGAACUUUGGGCUCUUCUACCCUGCCAACAAAGCGCCCGUGUACCCCAUUAAUUUCGCUGGUUCAGUGGCAGCGAACCGCACCCACUUGCGUGGCUCUCGUAGGCAUUAGAUUGAUGUGUACCUUCACAUAUCUGAAAUUGAAA
Messenger RNA from Lolium perenne, 1383 nucleotides. RefSeq names its product glucan endo-1,3-beta-glucosidase GIV. Lineage: Eukaryota; Viridiplantae; Streptophyta; Magnoliopsida; Poales; Poaceae. Gene Ontology annotation, biological process: carbohydrate metabolic process. Gene Ontology annotation, molecular function: hydrolase activity, hydrolyzing O-glycosyl compounds. The record is from RefSeq and is a predicted model, not a curated record.